Messenger RNA from Eruca vesicaria subsp. sativa (arugula), 1981 nucleotides. NCBI's taxonomy places the organism in Eukaryota, Viridiplantae, Streptophyta, Magnoliopsida, Brassicales, Brassicaceae. The record is from the annotation of a GenBank genome assembly.
GAAAAGUUAACAAACAGCAAAGCACAAAAAAGCAGUUUUGCUAUCUCUUUCCCAAAAAGAAGAUAAAAGAUGAAUUCAUUGGUGAAAUUAAACCCUCUUUGUUUUUCUCUCUCCUGUGUUUUCUAUAGCUACACACAUCAGUAAACUUUCUAUUCCUCUCUGCUUUCGCUGUCUCUAGUAGCACUUCCUACACUCUGUUGUCUGUGUGUGAAUCAACUCUUUUUGAUUUUCCAGAAACAACCACACAAGACCAAGGUCAUAUACUAUGUAAAAUUUCUCUCUGCUUAACCAUAUCACUGGAGAUCUGUUUUUGGAACAAUGGGAGGUUGUGUUUCUACUAGUAGUAAGAGUACGUGUAGCAGCUGGAGCAAUGGAGAUAAGCCUGUGCCUCGACCAUAUCUUGGGAUUGGUUGUUGUGUGAGCAAAAGAGCCAAGAGAACGUUUUCAGACCAUAUUGUCUCACUGCAGAACUUGACCUCUAUACCAAAUCGUAUCAUCACAAGCAGUAAGAGCAGGAGUUCUUGCAUUUUCACUCAGCAAGGACGCAAGGGUAUUAACCAGGACGCCAUGAUUGUGUGGGAAGAUUUUAUGUCUGAGGAUGUAACCUUUUGUGGUGUAUUCGAUGGUCAUGGUCCUUUUGGUCAUCUUGUUGCUCGCAGAGUGAGAGAUACAUUGCCUGUGAAGUUGCAGUCUUUCUUUCAGACACUUCAGUCAAAGCAAAACAGUCGGUUCAGAAGAAGUUCAAGCAAAUCAGCUGUCCAAGAAGAUGUUAAAGAAGGAUCUGAUGAAGAUAAACUGAAAGGCUUGUGGGGAGAAGCUUUCUUGAAAUCAUUUAAAGCCAUUGAUAAGGAACUAAGGUCUCAUCCUAAUGUGGAUUGUUUCUGUAGUGGCAGCACUGCUGUUACAAUUCUCAAACAGGGGCCUAAUCUCUUCAUGGGGAACAUUGGUGAUUCUCGAGCCAUCCUUGGAUCAAAAGACACUAAUGAUACUAUGGUAGCAACUCAACUAACUGUUGAUCUGAAGCCGGAUUUACCGAGGGAAGCUGAGAGGAUCAAACGGUGUAAAGGUCGUGUCUUUGCUUUGCAAGAUGAGCCAGAGGUGUCACGAGUUUGGCUACCUUUUGAUGAUGCACCUGGACUGGCCAUGGCUAGGGCGUUUGGUGACUUCUGUCUGAAAGAGUAUGGAGUCAUUUCCAUACCUGAGUUCACUCACCGUGUCCUUACAGACAAAGACCAGUUCAUUGUUCUUGCCUCAGAUGGAAUUUGGGAUGUGCUAAGCAAUGAAGAAGUGGUUGACAUUGUAUCUUCAGCUUCAAGCCGUGCAUCAGCAGCUAGGAUCUUGGUGAACUCAGCUGCACGUGAGUGGAAACUGAAGUACCCUACUUCAAAAAUGGAUGAUUGUGCAGUGGUGUGUUUGUUUCUUGAUGGGAAAAUGGAUUCUGAGUCGGAUUACGAUGAGCAGGGCUUCUCUUCAGCAACAAAUGCUGUAGAAUCAGAUGAUGGACAAAGAUCAGAACCGUGUCUACAAAGAAACUUCACAGUUAGAUCAUCAUCAGAUCAGGAGAAUGAGACUUAUGGUAAUGUGAAUGCAGAUACUGAGGGAGAGGAUGAGAAAACUGUAGGAGAUCAAAACUGGUUGGGGCUAGAAGGUGUUACACGAGUGAACUCACUCGUCCAGCUUCCGAGAUUCUCUGCAGAAAAUUCCAAGACUUGAGAUUAGCUUCUUAAUUUUAUCUCUAAGAACUGUUUCUGAGAAAAAGUACUUUGUUGUUGUCUCUUAGGUUGUUAUGCCUAAACAUUGUGAGCCACUCAAAUCUGUUUUUUUUUUCCUUGGCUUGUGUUUGUCUUUCCCCACAUCGAUUCUCUCUCAGAAUCUAUGAACCAAAUGUAUGUAAACAUGUUUUAGGUUUCUAUCUAUAUAAGAAGAAGAAAAACUGUGCUUGCUGUUUUUGACAGUAUAACCCCAAUGAAUUCAAUACAAG